AGCAUGUAUUCAAUAUGGAUCUUAACUUAGAAAACUGGCAGAUAUUAUGCAUGAUUGGUAAAGAUGUAAUUUAUGUUUAUUAUUUUAUAAUGGCGCAACCAGUGAAACUUCUGAGCAGGAUGGCUGCAUCAUAAAAUAAAACACUGAGACUGUUCUACAAACAGAGUUAUUACAUAACUUAGUUGAGCUUGUAGUAUUAGACUGACAAACCAGGUGUGUCUGCAUUUUGAAAUAUCAUCCUGUAUUGCAUUUUACCAAACUGGGUUGCUUCAUAAUGUUUCGCAAAUGGAAGAAUGCAUUUGAUAUGGCUACAGGUCAGACUCUUAAAUCUACUAGUAAGACGUUAGACGGUGUUCCUCAAAAAGAGGAAAUUGAGCAGCAGAGUGGAGAGGAGGUUGAAAUGGUUAAAGAGCUCCAAAGAAUGGCAUCUGAGGACUCAUCAGAAACUGGAAAUCUUCCUGAUGAAGACUUCGAGUUCAACACAGAUCAAGAUGAGGUUGAUGAUAGCAAGAAUAAGGAUAUUGGUGAGUUGGAUGAUGCUAUUCAUGAGGCUCACUCAAGUCCACAUAGAAUCAUAGACAGGAGCCAGAGCUGGAGUGUUGAGGGAAGUCCAAAUAAAGUACGCGCUGAUUCUACAAACAGCAUGCCUGACCUGCCUGCAACCCGAACAGAUCAGUACCAAAACUCUGUUGAUGAAAUCCUCGAUCAGAAUGAAGAAAUUCCAAAUGAUGAAAAACAAGAUUCAGAUGGAUUAAGCAAGAAUAAUCCAUUUGUGGAUGAAGAGGGAGAUUUUGUGAAUAUAUCUUCUGAUGAUGCUGGGAGCACUGCACCAAACUCACCAUUUUCAGUUACUGGUUCCAUUUUUCCUAGAAGCAAGAUAUCACUUCCAUCAAUAUUUGGAUCUCCCAAUACCCAGCAAUACCUGAAUUCCAAACCAUGUGUGUUCCCAUGUGAUGAGGAUUCUAAGGGGUCCUUGGAGACCCCUUCUCCUGAAAGUGAGG
Messenger RNA from Owenia fusiformis, 1001 nucleotides. The record is from the annotation of a GenBank genome assembly. NCBI's taxonomy places the organism in Eukaryota, Metazoa, Annelida, Polychaeta, Sabellida, Oweniidae.